AAUCCCUGGACCCUCUCACAAUUCGCAUUCGCACUCGUCCUCGUCCUCCAUCCUCGUCCUUGUCGUCGUCGCCUUCUACUACCAUCCGACACCACCUCACCACUCUCGUUACUGCUACCUAGACUUGGACUAUACAAUCCGACCGACGCCUACUUUAUAUCUUUUUAAUCCCGUGGUCGAGUCCUCCCUCAUUGUCACAAACCCUGCAUCUGUUUCAAGGCCCAAUUGUGGCGAGGCAAACUCCAAAGUCGGCUGUGCUCCACUGCUGCGCCAAUCACCCUCUCCCACCCCAAGAGUCGACCAACUUCUACCUCGACGACGACGGAGGACGACUCUUCGUCUUGUUACUCGUCUCUCGAUCGCUUUCGCAGGACAUACACCCCUUCAUACUUCAGCGAGCCUUCAAUCGUAAGCCGAGGAGCGUCGGGUAGUCAUGGCGGACGACAACCGACCGCGCAUUCUGGAUGACGAGUUCGACUUCAGUGCCGCCGACCUGACCAAACAAUUCGAGCAAUUACUACGAACAAGAAGAUUGAAUGAACUCGAAGAACAAGCACGAACACCUCGAUCUGCAUCGCCUUCACUGGGCCAUCGAACGUCACAACAACCCUUGAACACAUCGCAAAUUCCACAGUCUCCAAACUCGAUCCAGUCUUCGAGAUCGCAGCAACAACAACAUCCUCCCACAUACACCUCUUUUCGCAGCCAUCCUAUAGUUCCAUGCCCUCCUCAAGAUGCCGCCUCUCUCAAGUUCCGAAAUCUCUUAAUCACCUUGUCUAUGACUCCGACCAAAUACGAGAAUCCGGGUCUUCUCGACGAUGCUUUGACUCACGUGCCCAUCGACAGAAUCUACGCCGAAGCCGAAGAGGAACACAACAUCAUGAGAGUCAUGGCAGAAUCCAAGAAUGAUGGUAGUAAGCCAGAAUGGGGAUACCAAGACUGUGUCAUCAAAUCACUGCUGAGGUGGUUCAAGAGAUCCUUCUUCACCUGGGUCAACAACCCUCCUUGCUCCAGAUGUCAUGGGGCGAGCCUUGCCCAAGGACAAACGCCGCCCACACCAGACGAGGUCGCUCGGGGAGCCACCAGGGUCGAGCUAUACCAAUGUACAAACCAGGGCUGUAUGGCCUUUGAAAGAUUUCCUCGAUAUACAGACGUGUGGACCUUGCUGGAGACCCGCAGAGGACGUGCUGGAGAGUUUGCCAACUGCUUCAGCAUGCUGUGUCGGGCCGCAGGUGCAAGAGUCAGGUGGGUCUGGAAUAGUGAAGACCACGUAUGGACCGAGGUAUACAGCGAACACCAACGACGAUGGGUUCAUGUAGACCCUUGCGAAGAGCUCUGGGACACCCCCAGAGUCUAUACCGAGGGCUGGAAUCGAAAGAUUGCCUACUGCAUCGCCUUCUCCAAGGACGGCGCAACUGAUGUCACUCGACGCUAUGUCCGCAACUCUCGAUAUAAUCUUCCUCGAACCCGGUGUACGGAAGAAGUUUUGCUGUGGAUCAUGCACGAGAUCCGCAAAAUCCGAAGAGACAGUCUGGACAAGUCCGUCCGCACGCAGUUGAUGCGAGAUGACGAAAGAGAAGAGCGGGAACUCAGAAGCUACGUCGCGAGCUCUCUAGCCAACGAUAUGAUACAUUCCAUUCCUGGAGCAGUCAACCAACAACGAAGCGACGAGGUCAAGACCCCCGCUGGCGCACCCCAGGAAGCUGCCGUCCAGUGGUCGAGUCAUUCACAAAUGGAUCACUCCGGUCAUCGUCGAUAAUCUCCUUGAAUCUACGCUGUACCUACGACAAUCUUUUUCACGUUUUGUACGAUCAUGUCGUGACGUUUCCUUGGACGAUACCAAUUUCACCUCUUGGCAACGACAUAUUUUCCUUGGAUCCAUUAACUCUCCUACUACUACUAUACAUGCAUAUAUAAGGCGCAUCAGCGUGGUGACUCGGCAUUUGUUUGUCCUUUUUAAAAAACCAAUCCCAGAAUCCCAAACCCACACCACCGCAUCAUCUCCUAUGUUGGGAAAGAACAGGGCCACGAUUUGCGUGUCGUCCCUUGGAGUUUCAUGUUGGGAAACUUUUGAUAAUCCGGCAGCCAACAGAAUGAGGCCUGUCACAAAGGUUGGCUUUCACACUUCUACCGGCGUCUUGGUAUAUGGCAUUUUGACGAAGUUGAUGUGUUUUAUUUGGGUGUUUUGUCAUGUCAAUUGACCAUCGGAGAGCACGGGCGUUUGAUUCCCCCUCUAUCUUCUCUAUCUUGGAUGAGUUAUAUAUAUUCUUGCUUAUUUGCAAAGGGAUGAGGAGGGGUUUGUGGAAAUGGCCAUGAAUGUGGAUUGUGUCAUAGAUCCAGAGAAAAGAGACCGGGAGUCACAAGUAUUGAGUAAACUACCUUAAAAUGCCUCCCACAAGUACAAUACGACUUGUGUGUGUUUCAGAAAUACUCCGUACGAAGGACUUCAUGAUCCAAUCUUG
This is a messenger RNA of Exophiala oligosperma, 2462 nucleotides long. RefSeq lists its product as uncharacterized. The transcript has 3 exons. NCBI's taxonomy places the organism in Eukaryota, Fungi, Ascomycota, Eurotiomycetes, Chaetothyriales, Herpotrichiellaceae. The record is from RefSeq and is a predicted model, not a curated record. Gene Ontology annotation, cellular component: nucleus; cytosol. The coding region runs from base 434 to 1759 and encodes 441 amino acids. Gene Ontology annotation, molecular function: peptide-N4-(N-acetyl-beta-glucosaminyl)asparagine amidase activity. Gene Ontology annotation, biological process: protein quality control for misfolded or incompletely synthesized proteins; glycoprotein catabolic process; protein deglycosylation.